AUGACAAAUGAUACGCUCGAUUUCCCGAAGUUGCAAUCGAUUCACCAAUCACAGCAAAUCCCAAACCCAACUCCAAAAAUGUUCAAAUUCGUUGCCUUCUUCGCCUGCCUGGCCGUGGCCGCCGCUGCUCCUGGUCUAAUUGCCGAGACCCACUCCAUCGUCCAGCCCGCCAUUCUGACCAAGACCGCCUACGUGGAUACCAGCGCCUCCUCGGCCAUCACCCACCAGAGCAACGUCAACCUGGUCCGCAAGGUUCCCCUGGCCUACUCCGCCCCCGUGGUUCAUUCCGUGAUUCCCGCCGCUCCUCUGGUCAAGACCGUCAUCCCCGCUGCUCCUCUGGUCAAGACUGUGGUGGCUGCCCCAGCUCCCCUUGUGGUGCCCGCUGCUCCCCUGAUCAAGACUGUGGUGGCUGCCCCUGCUCCUCUCGUCCUGCCAGCCGCUCCCCUCGUCAAGACUGUGAUCCCCGCCGCCCAUGUGGUCAGCGCCCCCGUGGUCUACUCCGCCUACCACAAGUGAAUCGAUUGAAAGCAUGUUGAUAAUUUGAAUAUUGGUUAAAAGUCUAAAAAAUCACUCAUUAAAGAUAAACGUUAACUAA
Drosophila bipectinata is the source of this 595-nucleotide messenger RNA. RefSeq names its product cuticle protein. The record is from RefSeq and is a predicted model, not a curated record. Lineage: Eukaryota; Metazoa; Arthropoda; Insecta; Diptera; Drosophilidae.